AAUGGCGUAAUCUCGUAAUUAUCUUCAACUCCAAUGGCAUUUCACUUUCAUAAAUUCCAUAUAUACGUUCCACCUUCCACACUACCAAAUUCCCAUUACAACGAAACAAAACCCGCUCCGUUACUUUUUCCACACUCCACCUUUUUCUCUUUCACUUUUUCAAUUUUCAAAUGUCACCGUCACCGUCGACUACCACCGGAAAAAUCAGUAAAAUCCGCCGCAUUGUGCGGCUCCGAGAAAUGCUUCUCCGGUGGAGAAAGAAAGCUAGAUUAGCAACCACCUACGAUGUACCGGAAGGACACGUGGCGGUUUGCGUGGGUCCUACCAUGAGGAGGUUCGUCGUUCGCGCUAGCUACUUGAAUCACCCGAUCUUCAAGAAGCUUCUGAUGCAGGCGGAGGAAGAGUACGGAUUCUGCAACCAUGGACCGCUUGCUAUACCGUGUGAUGAGUUUGUGUUUGAAGAGCUUCUUCGGGUUAUGGCCCGACCCGAGCCUAGAUUAUCGACGCUUGAGGAUUUUCAGAGACGGUGCCACGUGGAUGUGAGAAAUAGUAGUGGUUUUGAGUUUGUAGGAGAAUCGAGACCUUUGCUUCAUGAUGAUCUAAUUUGCUGAGUCAGUGAGUGAGUUCACUCGGUCUUCAUGGAUCGGCUAAAAGAUUAUCAGUUAUCACUAACUUUUUUUGUUGUUAUUUUUGGGUAUUUUUUGUCCCAAUGAUUGGUGUUAGGUGAGUUUGUUUUAGGAAAAUAUAUUUAUUAGUGAUUGAUGAUAAAAAAAAAUAUGAAUCUGGUUUGAUUAUUAUUUUAUUCAUAUUUUAUUUUUGGAUUUGAGUGCUCACCGGUCACGGUUGUUGUGGAUUGUAAUUUGUAAAUAAAAAUAUGUAGAUGCAAAUUAUUACUUUGAUCAUUUUUCAAGGAAGUUUUGCACAAAGUUGUAACCAAAAAAGGAAGAUUGUAAAAAGUGUUCAUCUUUUUUAUCUA
Molecule: messenger RNA, 976 nt
Organism: Lathyrus oleraceus (garden pea)
Lineage: Eukaryota; Viridiplantae; Streptophyta; Magnoliopsida; Fabales; Fabaceae
Product: protein SMALL AUXIN UP-REGULATED RNA 12
Exons: 1
Coding region: 171-611 (146 amino acids)
Biological process (GO): response to auxin
Source: RefSeq, a predicted model, not a curated record